AUGAAUGUUCUUGUAUCGGCUCGCCCUGGCUCAGGAAAAACAGCUACGGCCGAAGCUAUUAUGGCUGCCCACCCGGACAAGCGAGUAGCUGUGCUCACUUAUUCGAAAAGACUCCAGCUGGAAACUUUUCAACGGCUUCGCACCUAUUCUAACUGCGAAGUCUUCACUUUUCACGCUAUGGCUGGCUUUCUUUUUGGGACCCUUGUCUAUGAAGACUCUAUCCUAGCGGAACAAAGGGAAAAUGUCCUUAAUCGCAGCGAGCUCCCUCAGUGGGACCCUGAGCCUUUUGAUAUCAUUGUAUUGGAUGAGUUUCAAGACUGUACCGAAAUCCUCUUCUGGCUGGCCAACUGCUUCAUCCUUGCUAAUGAUAGAAAAAUGGGCGGCCAAUCUGCCCGUCUCGUCGUUCUGGGGGAUGAAAAACAAUCCAUCUACGGAUUCCGUGGUGCCGAUGACCGCUACCUUACGUUGGCCCCUGAGUUGCUGGGUCCUCUCAACCGAUAUCCUUUUGUAAAGGCUCAGCUAAGCCAAAGCUUUCGGCUGUCGAUCCAAUCAGUUCGAUUCAUCAAUGAUACUUUUCUCGGUGGCGAAUCAUAUAUUACCAGCUCCAAGCCUGGCCCUAAACCUAUCGUCAUAAAAUGCCACCGAUGGCAGAGCAGAGCCCUGGCCAAGCAGCUAUGGACCAUGAUCGAGCGCUAUGGGCCCAAGAACACCGCAAUUAUAGCACCUUCGGUACGUAAUAAUGGGCCUUUGCAUAAACGCUGGCCUUUCCAGGAUGUGGUCAAUAUACUGUCUGAGCAGUAUGGUGUGCCCAUUGCUGUAUCACUCGAUGACGAGGUUCCACUAGAUGACAAGGUCGUCGAGAACAAGAUGUGUGUUUCCACAAUUCACCAAUUCAAAGGCAGCGAGCGUGAUUUAGUCAUACUCUUCGGACUCGACUCUUCAUUUUUCAAAUAUUUUGGCCGCGACCUCCCCGAUGAUAGAUGCCCUAACUUGGUUUAUGUGGCCCUGACCCGUGCUAUGGAACAGCCUGUCUUGGUCCACUACGAAGAUAAGAGGCUCAUGCCUUUUGCAUCUGUCGAAUCUUUGCACAAGACGGCCAAGAUCAUCGAUUUCACAAGAAAUCGAGACAGAAUUGAGCCCCCUGAUGCUCCGGGCCGACCGUUGGAGAGUGGGCUUACCCUGCCACGCUCGAUCGCAGUCCGGGACAUAACCCGGCACAUAAAGGAUGAAGAUCUCAACGCCAUUAUUGACAGGCACUUAUGUAUUCGAAAGCUUUCAACACUACCAGAAGAUGAGCACAUUGAGCUCCAAGGUGUCGUGGCUUCAGACGAAGGAAGGAGGUCCCACGAAGCGGUGAGCGAUUUAAAUGGCCUAGUCGUUGCCGCAGCCUUCGAGUAUGAUAUUGUGGGAACUAUGGGCACACUCGGUCUCACACAAAUCGAUGCUACUACAAUUCCUACAGUCUGCUCAAAGCAGGGUGUUUCGUGGCUAUGUCAAAAGGCCUGUGAUUAUGAGGCUGACUUCUCGGGCUAUCUCCCGCGUAGUAUCCAGAUGGAAAAUCACGCCUUCGAUUGGAUAGAACCUGAGGACCUUGCUCUAGCACGGAACCGACUCCACGGGGAGCUCAGCGAGCGAGCCGUGAACCUUAGGUUCGAAGUUGACGCAGAGGGGAGAUUCAGCAUUGAUAAUCAGAAAUGCCGACUUGGUGGUAGAGCUGACGUUGUGGCAACUUCGUCCAAUCUCGAGAGUAAUAGUGUCGGAGGCAUCGAAACUAUAUGGGAGAUCAAAUUCGUUUCUUAG
This is a messenger RNA of Clonostachys rhizophaga, 1800 nucleotides long. Lineage: Eukaryota; Fungi; Ascomycota; Sordariomycetes; Hypocreales; Bionectriaceae. The record is from the annotation of a GenBank genome assembly.